ACAGUUUUUGUUCUAUUGCUGAUCCACCUCAAAGUGUCAAAACUAGUCAAAUCCCAGCAUUUGAAUUUAUAUUUUGGCAAGGGUCUUUUUGCAGGUAUCUUCCACACUGUACGUUGAUGGGUCAUUUUUGAAUCUGUACGUCAGUACUUUGACUACUAAGUUCAGGUAAGAUGGGCCGUGGUUACAUAGUAGACGAUACUGUGGAGGUAUAUCUGUCCAAACUAUGUGAACAACAAUCGGAUCAUGUCACUGGCCUGGUCAUUGGACAGAACUCAAUUCAGAGGGAUUUUGUCGUCAUGGCAUGUCGAACACCCUCAAGAGAGGAGCCCCUUGUUGGUGCAGGAAAGUCCCCAGACAAAGAAUGGAUCAGUGAGCACGCUCGACAGGUUUCCAGAAUGUUGCCUGGGGGCUUGUCUGUGAUAGGAGUAUUUGUCAUCUCUGAUGCCGAUGCAAAGGAAACACUAGCCUCACUUCGUCAGCUGGUGUUUGCAGUGCAGCGCCUGAUAUCCUCUGAAAGCCUGUGGAAAGCUGAUGAUAAUGAAGUCACAGACUGCGUCACACUGCAUAUCAACCCCAAAUCCAGAAAAAUUAGCUGCAGAACAUUUGAUAUAAAAGAUCCCAAGAGUUUGGCCAAGCCUGCUGAUUGGAAGUAUCAAGCAGCCGUAUGUUCCUCCUGGUCCACAAUGAGUUGUUGUGUGAAGGUGGACUUACUUGUUCCGCUACCAGACAACAAAGCCUGUACAAAGAGCAUGGAUGAGUGUCUUAAAGAGGGACUGAAAGUGUGGACGUACCAGAUUGAGAAUGCAGUCUGUUUGAUUGAUGGUAUCCAGCUGCCCGAUGAUGCAGAACUCACAGCAGGACAGAAGAGGAAUGUGAGACAGGUGCUCACCGCUCAGCUGCUCGUCACACCGGCACAACAGGACACUUUAAGAGACGUGGUCCAGCGGUGUGGAGGCGCCUUGUCUGUCAGAGGAGCCAUCCACAGUCGAGCUUACGUACACAACAACAAACCAAAGGCCAAACUGGCUGAGAAGAUUCUGAAGAAAGAUGUGGUCUCUACGAUGGUCACGAGAGUUCAGAUGCUGCUUGAUGAGCUUUUGGCUCCAGAAGAUGAGAGCAAGGGAGUCGGCACAGACAAACCGGGGACGGAGCAAUUCUGCCUCCCCCAUCGUGUCUUUUGUCCUGCAAAGGGGAAUGGGAGUCUUUGUGUGUGUGACUACCGGUUCAACGACGAGGACCCAUCUGAGGUGAUUGACAGGUUGAAAGAAAUGUUGGACGUCAACGCAGCUGAUCAAAACUUGGAUACCAAGCAAGAAAUUGUUGCCGAAAUCAUCGAAAGUGGAGAAUCAGAAGAUUCCACUGCAGAAAUUGCUGACGUGCAAGAACCAAAAAGAAACAACAACUACAUCGGUGUUGCCAUGGCCACUGUUAUCGCCCUUCUCGCCACUGCCGCUUCGAUGCUCUACCUUCAUGACAUUUGACACAGGCACACCAAAAUAUUUGAACAUCAAAUCCAGAUUAAAUCAUUCAAUUGACUUCUG
Hippocampus comes (tiger tail seahorse) is the source of this 1541-nucleotide messenger RNA. RefSeq names its product odr-4 GPCR localization factor homolog (gene odr4). Gene Ontology annotation, cellular component: endomembrane system. The record is from RefSeq and is a predicted model, not a curated record. Gene Ontology annotation, biological process: intracellular protein localization. The coding region runs from base 171 to 1481 and encodes 436 amino acids. NCBI's taxonomy places the organism in Eukaryota, Metazoa, Chordata, Actinopteri, Syngnathiformes, Syngnathidae. The transcript has 14 exons.